AGGGGGAGGGACUUCCCUGGCGGUCCAGUGGUUAAGACUCAGUGCUUCCAAUGCAGGGGAUGCAGGUUCGAUCCCUGGUGGAGGAACUAGGAUGCCACAUGCUGCGUGGUGCGGUCAAAAAAAGAAAGAAAGAAAAAAAAAACAGCCGUUGGGUUUGUACCUAAGGUUAUGGUGAUCUCUUGUAUCCUUACUGAGGAAGUUACCUAAAUAGCAUGAUGAGGGCAAAAAUGAUAGAGAAAUAAGUUGAUGUUAAGUUUACCUGGGAGUAUGUUUGGUCUUGAAGGAGGUAAAUGUUUGUGUUUUUGUUUUUAUCUCUGUUUUUUGUUUCUAAAGAUGGGCAGAGAUUAGAACAUAUUUCUAAGCAAAUGAAGGAAAUGGAAAAUGGAAGAUAGAUGACAAAAAGGGAGAAGCGUUACCUCUGAGGGAAGAAGGGAAGUAUCGACAUCCUAAAUCUGGGCAUGAUGGAGAGCAUUUUACUGAUGCUAAACAAAGUGUGUAUGUGCUCGUUAACAACAGAGAUAGUGUUUCCAAGUUCCUCUUGGAAACAAGGGUAGACUGGCAAAAAUUAUCUAUUCCAUUGUUAAUACCUAUACCUCCAUAUAGCAUUCGUCACAUGACUUGUUUGCUUGACUUGAUUCCCCACUGGGUGGCAAACAUGUCUCUCACUCUGAAUCAGCCCCACGUUAACUAGUACGAUGCUUGCUGAAUUAUGAAAAUGGCAGCAGUGGACCACAGGUAAUACAUAAAACUGCUUGUUACCAAAAAGCCUACAGAAGUCUGCUGGAAAGCUAUUUGGACACCAAGGCGGAACCGAAGAGUAAAGAUUAAUAAUAAGAGGAUCUGGCUACCCGAAGGUCUCUGCCCAGGCAAGAAAACGAACUUCUGUAACUUCAACGUUUAUAUUUGCUUAAUUUUAGUGCUCCCGAGGACUCGGAUAGGAACAGGACUUGGUAUAAUCACAGUGUUAUGGAAAAGUGGUUAAAACGUUUCCCGAGUGCCUCCUUCAGGGCAGCUUAAAAGGGUUCUCGGGGGCUUCCCUGGUGGCGCAGUGGUUGAGAGUCCGCCUGCCGAUGCAGGGGACACGUGUUCGUGCCCCGGUCCGGGAGGAUCCCACAUGCCGCGGAGCGACUGGGCCCGUGAGCCAUGGCCGCUGAGCCUGCGUGUCCCGAGCCUGUGCUCCGCAACGGGAGAGGCCACGACAGUGAGAGGCCCGCGUACCGCACAAAAAAAAAAAAAAAGAAAAAGAAAAAAGGGUUCUCGGAGGAGAAACUGCUGCUGCGUUCACACUCUGCCGUUAAGGGCUUGCCCAAAAGCGACCCACCGAGAUGCUGAACCCAGGCCGCGGGCUUCCCCUGCGGCGGGCGCCGGGGAAACCGGCUCCGGAAGCCGCCCUACCCCGAGCGGCCUGAGCGUCCGGUUGCCAGGGAGACGCCGCGGCGGUGGCGCACGGGAGUCGCCGCGCCGGGGGGCGCUUCCUGCGCACUACGUCCCGCGCUGGAGUCGGGCUGAAGGGGCUGCUCGAGACUGUGUCGCCGUCGCCUUGUCCUCGCCGUGCAACACUGUGCUGCAAGUCAAUCAAUACAGUGAUUUAAGUUGCUUCAACUCAAAUGGAAAAGUAUGAGAAAUUAGCUAAGAUUGGAGAGGGGUCUUAUGGGGUUGUAUUCAAAUGCAGAAACAAAACCUCUGGACAAGUGGUAGCUAUUAAAAAUUUUGUGGAAUCUGAAGAUGAUCCUGUGGUUAAGAAAAUAGCUGUAAGAGAAAUACGCAUGUUGAAGCAAUUAAAACACCCAAAUCUUGUGAACCUCACUGAGGUGUUCAGGAGAAAAAGGAAAAUGCAUUUAGUUUUUGAUUACUGUGAUCAUACACUUUUAAAUGAGCUGGAAAGAAACCCAAACGGAGUUGCUGAUGGAAUGAUCAAAAGUGUGUUAUGACAAACACUUCAAGCUCUUAACUUCUGUCAUAGACAUAACUGUAUUCACAGAGAUGUAAAACCUGAAAAUAUUCUAAUAACUAAGCAAGGAAUAAUCAAGAUCUGUGACUUUGGGUUUGCACGAAUUCUGAUUCCAGGAGAUGCCUACACUGAUUAUGUUGCUACAAGAUGGUACCGAGCUCCUGAACUUCUUGUGGUAGAUACCCACUAUGGUUCUUCAGUCGACGUAUGGGCUACCGGUUGCGUUUUUGCAGAGCUCCUGACAGGCCAGCCACUGUGGCCUGGAAAAUCAGAUGUGGACCAACUGUAUCUGAUAAUCAGAACACUGGGAAAACUAAUCCCAAGACAUCAAUCUAUCUUUAAACGUAACCAAUUUUUCCAUGGCAUCAGUAUUCCUGAACCAGAAGAUAUGGAAACUCUUGAAGAAAAGUUCUCAGAUGUGCAUCCUGUGGCUUUGAAUUUCAUGAAGGAGUGUCUGAGGAUGAAUCCAGAUGACAGGUUAACUUGUGCCCAACUCCUGGAGAGCCCCUACUUUGAUUCUUUUCAAUAGGACCAAAUUAAAAGAAAAGCAUGUAAUGAAGGAAGAAACAGAAGAUGUCAGCAGAAUCAACUGUUGCGUCUCAUACCAGGAAGCCACAUCUCCCCCACACCUGAUGGAAGAAAACAAGUCUUCCGGUUAAAAUUCGAUCAUGUUCCAAACAUUUAGUUCUUUCAAGUGGAAAGUAAUUUAAUAGGUACACAUUUUUGUACCAGAGGAAUAGGGAUUCUCAGUGUUUCAAAUGCAAAUGAGCCAUAUGAAAAUUAAGAUGCUUUCUAGAAUUGUUUUGCUCUGAUCAUUACUGAUUCCUCUGCCCAUGCUUUUUACAUGCCAACUUUAUCUUUUAGAACAUUUUCUUUAAAUGUUACAAAGUCUGAACCUGCACAUAUGGAGGAGACAUUUUCAAUUUCAUCAGAGCAGCCCCUCUUGAAGCAAUGUGUAUCGAGAAUUUGUGAGCUUAUACUUUGAUUUAUGAGAAAGAUUUACAUUUAUCAUCUUGCUUCAGCUGACCACAUACUGUCUUAGAGCAGUAUCAAAUAGCUUGCCUAGCUGUUGUUUGUGUAAGGAAUAACAUUAUGUUUCUGCAUUUUAAUUCACUCUUAUUGUAACCAGGUCUGUUGAGUAAUGCUGGUGUUUUAUUUUGUGUUUUUUUAUUGGUGUAGUAAGGGAACCUUGAAAUGUCAUCUAGGUUUAUCCCUUAAUUCCAGGGCAGACUCUACUUUCUCUGUCUCAUAAGACAUUGACAAUUCUAUUUUUAAAGCUAGCUAGAGAACAUGCCAUACACUUACAUAGAAAAUAGUGGAUGAACUGCAAGGAAUUACCAUCCUUGUGACAUCAUGCCCUAGGGUAAUUGACUGCUGACUCUAUUGCUCUCCUUUGGUGCAUCACGGUUCCUUAUCCUUUUCUCCUCCUGACUAAAUCAUCUCAGUACCUAAACCUGUCCUCCUGGGUGUAUUUUCUGCAUUGUCAACACUCUCUUCCAAACAUUUGCAUCCAUAGCCUCUAUAAACUUGUGCAGCCCUACACUCAGGCAUCAUGGUCAGGUCAAGUUUGUAAACACAAGAGCAGGAAGAUUAUCAUUCAAUUAACUUCAUUUUGUGUCUCUGAUCCAAAAAGACAUAGACAAACAAAACACCUCAAUAAGUGAGCUGAGGGCUUCCCUGGUGGCACAGUGGUUGAGAGUCCACCUGCCGAUGCAGGGGACGCGGGUUCGUGCCCUGGUCCGGGAAGAUGCCACAUGCCGCAGAGCGGCUGGGCCCGUGAGCCAUGGACGCUGAGCCUGCACGUCCGGAGCCUGUGCUCCGCAACGGGAGAGGCCACAACAGUGAGAGGCCCGCGUACCG
This is a messenger RNA of Orcinus orca (killer whale), 3811 nucleotides long. RefSeq names its product cyclin dependent kinase like 4 (gene CDKL4). The record is from RefSeq and is a predicted model, not a curated record. Gene Ontology annotation, biological process: protein phosphorylation. NCBI's taxonomy places the organism in Eukaryota, Metazoa, Chordata, Mammalia, Artiodactyla, Delphinidae. Gene Ontology annotation, molecular function: ATP binding; cyclin-dependent protein serine/threonine kinase activity. Gene Ontology annotation, cellular component: nucleus. The transcript has 11 exons.